Messenger RNA from Dermatophagoides farinae (American house dust mite), 1028 nucleotides. Lineage: Eukaryota; Metazoa; Arthropoda; Arachnida; Sarcoptiformes; Pyroglyphidae. The record is from RefSeq and is a predicted model, not a curated record.
GGUCUCUCAUGUGGUUUGAAGUCGAUUUUCGAUUUUUUUUCACUUUUGUUUUCAGAUUUAUUUUUCGAUACUUUUGAAUCACAUUUUGGUUUUUUUUCGCCAUAAAUAAUGCAACGAAUCACUCAGAUUCUACAAUAUAGUCCAAAAAUAAGGAUUCAAUCAAUGAUUAGUAUUGUAUUGAAUUCGAAUCAAUGCUUGAACAAUGAAUCAUCAUCACAAUCAUUAUUGAAUUAUAAUAGUCGCCGUUUUGGUCGUCGAUAUCGACGUUGGUAUCAUUGGCCUAAUGAUUUUCUACCAUUUCAUUGGGAACGUGAAAAAUUGGAUCCACCAUAUCUACGUACGGGUGAUGCAGUUCGUGAUAUUGGUUUUUGGGAUCCACAGGAUCUAAUUCCCGGUGCACAAUAUUCGAAUGUAUUGAAAGAUGCACCAGAAAUUGUUCGACGACAAUUUUCUCUUGGAUUUGCCGAACGUGCAACAGUUGUCGCUCAUCAACGUGAUAAAAUUCUUGAUCUAGUUCGUCGUCAUCCAUUGGAUAAAAUGUCACCUGAAGUUAAAGUUGCUGAAUAUACGGUGAACAUUCGAAAUAAUUUACGUCAUUUCAUAAAGAUUGAUAAAUAUGAUGCAAAACGUAAAAUACAACAAGAAACAUUGAAAAAUCGUCGUGCAAAAUUGCUCAAUGAAAUUUACUAUCAGGAUCGUGAACGCUAUAAUCGUUUGAUUCGUUUAUUGGGCAUAACACAUGUUGUACCAAAAUUAGGUGAAAUUACUCAUAAACCAACACGUAAAGGUGAAAUUCGUCGUUUAACACGUGAAUAUUGUGAACGUAUUAAAGAACGAAAAUUGGAAGAAUAUCAUGCUGAAUUGAAAGAAAAACAAACUACAUUGGACGAUGAAAAACGUCGUAUUGAUGAAAUAAUACAAAAAGAUGGAAAAUAUUUAGGAAUUGUUAAUCAAGGACUAAACAACAACAAAUAAUUUCAAAGAAACAAAAAUACCCAUUUUUGUAAUAAUAUUCAUCAACAGAUGGA